Messenger RNA from Dama dama (fallow deer), 1743 nucleotides. RefSeq names its product solute carrier family 13 member 5 (gene SLC13A5). The coding region runs from base 1 to 1701 and encodes 566 amino acids. The record is from RefSeq and is a predicted model, not a curated record. The transcript is spliced from 12 exons. Lineage: Eukaryota; Metazoa; Chordata; Mammalia; Artiodactyla; Cervidae. Gene Ontology annotation, molecular function: sodium:dicarboxylate symporter activity; citrate transmembrane transporter activity; succinate transmembrane transporter activity. Gene Ontology annotation, biological process: citrate transport; monoatomic anion transmembrane transport. Gene Ontology annotation, cellular component: membrane.
AUGGCCUCUGCACUGAGCUAUGUCUCCAAGUUCAAGUCCUUCGUGAUCUUGUUCCUCACCCCGAUCCUGCUGCUGCCACUCAUCAUUCUGAUGCCCGCCAAGUUUGUCAGGUGUGCCUACAUCAUCAUCAUCAUGGCCGUUUACUGGUGCACAGAAGUCAUCCCCCUGGCUGUCACCGCCCUCCUGCCUGCCUUGCUUUUCCCACUCUUCAAGAUUCUGGACUCCAAGCAGGUGAGCAUCCAGUACAUGAAGGAUACCAACAUGCUGUUCCUUGGCGGUCUCAUCGUGGCUGUGGCUGUGGAGCACUGGAACCUGCACAAGAGGAUUGCUCUGCGCACGCUCCUCUGGGUGGGGACCAAGCCUGCACAGCUGAUGCUGGGCUUUAUGGGCGCCACGGCCUUUCUCUCCAUGUGGAUCAGCAACACGGCCACCACGGCCAUGAUGGUGCCCAUCGUGGAGGCCGUGUUGCAGCAGAUGGAGGCCACGAGUGCAGCCACCGAGGCCAGCCUGGGGACCCUGGAGCUGGCAGAAAAGGGCAAGGCCGGCGAGCUGCCAGGGAACCAAGCAACUCUGGAAGGUCCCUCUGCGAGGCAGCAGGAGGUCAACAGGAAGAAAGUGUGCAAGGCCCUGACCCUGUGCAUAUGUUACUCGGCCAGCAUUGGAGGCACUGCCACCCUGACGGGGACCGGACCCAACGUGGUGCUCCUGGGCCAGAUGCAAGAGUUGUUUCCAGACAGCAAAGACAUCGUGAACUUCGCCUCCUGGUUCGGAUUCGCCUUCCCCAACAUGCUGAUCAUGCUCCUGCUCUCCUGGUUUUGGCUCCGCUUCAUGUACAUGAGAUUCGAUCUGUCCUGGGGCUGCAGCCUGGAAAAGAAGAGCGAGGAGAAGUCUGCGCACGAGGUGCUGUGGGCGGAGUACAGGAAGCUGGGGCCCCUCUCCUUCGCUGAGAUCAACGUCCUGCUCUGCUUCUUUCUGCUGGUCGGCCUGUGGUUCACCCGGGACCCCGGCUUCAUGCCCGGCUGGGUGUCGAUCGCCUGGGCAGAGGGAAAGACAAAGUACGCCUCCGAUGCCACCGUGGCCAUCUUUGUGGCCAUCUUGCUGUUCAUCAUGCCUUCGCAGAAGCCCAAGUUCAACUUCUGCAGCCAGACCGAGGAAGAAAGGAAAACUCCAUUCUAUCCACCCCCACUGCUGAAUUGGAAGGUGGCCCAGGAGAAAGUGCCCUGGGGGAUCGUGCUUCUCCUGGGGGGCGGCUUCGCUGUGGCUAAAGGAUGCGAGGCUUCGGGGCUAUCAGAAUGGAUGGGGAAGCAGAUGGAGCCCUUGCACACCGUGUCCCCGACAGCCAUCACCUUGAUCAUGUCCUCACUCAUUGCUGUGCUCACGGAGUGCACAAGCAACGUGGCCACCACCACCCUGUUCCUGCCCAUCUUUGCCUCCAUGUCACGUUCCAUUGGCCUCAACCCGCUGUACAUCAUGAUCCCCUGCACGCUGAGUUCAUCCUUUGCCUUCAUGUUGCCCGUGGCUACCCCGCCUAACGCCAUCGUGUUUUCCUAUGGACACCUCAAGGUUUCCGACAUGAUGAAAACAGGACUAAUAAUGAACGUCAUUGGAAUCACCUGUUCAUUUUUGGCCAUCAACACCUGGGGACGGGUCAUAUUUGACUUGGACCAAUUCCCUGCCUGGGCUAAUGUGACAGCACAUUGAGACUUUGGAAGAGUUGCAAGACCAUGCCCACGGCCCCCACCC